AGGCACCCCAGGAAUUACUGUCAAUGAUUCAAAGAGAGAGAAAAUCUGUUUCGCUUAAGCCUAAAACCCUGCCUUUUUAUAUCUCUCUCUAGAUUAUCUCCCUUAAUCAAUUUAUUUUUUUUUGAAAAAAAAAUCUUACUCUGUGUUUUUCUCUCUUCUUUCAUUGCUUGAUCUACAAAUUGUAUUGGCUACUUUUUCCGAAUGGUUAUCGCCAAUGUUUUUUUUAGUUGUUAUAAUUUGGUGUUGAAGAUGAACCGGCCUCCACAUUCAAGUUCAUAAAGCAAGGAAAAUCGUGACGGAGUGGCUGCUUUAAUAUCCAUCACUGGAGGCUAGAUCUGGGUGUUCUCUUUGUGACAGUUGUGUGCUUGUUUCAUUUAAAGCUUGAUUCUGAGAGAUGCCUCGGGGUAGGAUAAGAGCGAGGCUCCGAUGGAGUCAUCUCUAUACUUUCUCUUGUUAUAAGCCAAGUGCCACUGAAGAAGGACCACAUUCUAUCGAAGGCCAUGGACACUCACGAGUUGUGCACUGCAACCAACCCCUUAUGCACAAGAAAAAACCCUUUAAAUAUCGAUCAAAUUACAUAUCAACAACCAAGUAUAAUUUUAUCACUUUCUUACCUAAAGCUUUGUAUGAACAGUUCCACAGAGUUGCCAAUUUGUACUUCCUUGGAGCUGCAAUUCUUUCGCUGACACCGCUUUCCCCGUUCUCUGCUGUGAGCAUGAUUGCUCCCUUGGCCUUUGUUGUAGGGCUUAGUAUGGCAAAGGAAGCUUUGGAGGAUUGGAGAAGGUUUAUGCAAGAUAUGAAGGUUAAUUCUCGGAAAGUAAAAGUUCAUAAGGGAGAAGGUGUGUUCGGAAAUAAGUCGUGGCAGAAGCUUCAGGUUGGAGAUGUGGUGAAAGUGGAGAAGGAUCAGUUUUUUCCAGCAGAUCUGCUACUCUUGUCCUCAAGUUAUGAGGACGGAAUUUGUUAUGUGGAGACUAUGAAUUUGGAUGGUGAGACGAACUUGAAGGUAAAGCGAGCUUUGGAGAUAACCUUGCCUUUGGAUGAGGAUGAGGCUUUCAGGAGAUUCACAGGAACAAUUAAAUGUGAAGAUCCUAACCCGAGCCUUUACUCAUUUAUUGGGAAUUUUGAUUAUGAUCGUCAACUUUUUGCUCUUGACCCUAGCCAAAUUCUCCUUAGAGACUCGAAGCUGCGUAAUACAGCUUUUGUCUAUGGAGUUGUGAUUUUCACCGGUCAUGAUAGCAAAGUGAUGCAGAAUGCCACUAAGUCCCCUUCAAAGAGGAGCAGAAUAGAAAGGAAAAUGGAUUAUGUAAUAUAUGUUCUUUUCAGCCUUCUUCUAGUUAUCUCUUUGAUUAGUUCUAUUGGCUUUGCUGUGAGAACAAAGUACUACAUGCCAGACUGGUGGUAUCUGCAACCCAAGAAUACCGAUGAUUAUUAUGAUCCCGAAAAGCCUGGAGUAUCGGGGGUUUCCCAUCUGGUCACUGCCCUCAUUCUUUAUGGCUAUUUAAUACCUAUAUCACUUUAUGUUUCAAUUGAGGUGGUGAAGGUUUUGCAAGCAACCUUUAUCAAUCAAGACAUACAAAUGUAUGAUGAAGAAACUGGGACUCCUGCUAAUGCUCGGACAUCAAAUUUAAAUGAGGAGUUGGGCCAGGUUGAUACUAUCCUUUCAGAUAAAACAGGCACUUUGACAUGUAAUCAGAUGGAUUUUCUCAAAUGUUCGAUUGCUGGUACCGCAUAUGGCGUGCGCUCUAGUGAAGUUGAACUUGCUGCUGCACAACAGAUGGCGAAUGACCUUGAGGAUCGGGAUGCAGAAAGAUCAACUUGUUCCAGGCAAAAAGGUAAACAGCAAGAAAUUGAACUUGAGACUAUUGUUUCUUCCAAAGAUGAAAAGGAUCAUAAAUCUCCCAUAAAAGGGUUUAGCUUUGAAGAUGGCCGCAUCAUGAAAGGGAACUGGUUGAAAGAGCCUAAUGCAGACGUCAUUAUGUUAUUUUUCCAAAUAUUAGCAGUUUGUCACACUGCAAUUCCUGAACUGAAUGAAGAGACUGGCAUUUAUACAUAUGAAGCAGAGUCACCUGAUGAAGGAGCCUUUCUAGUUGCAGCUAGAGAAUUUGGUUUUGAGUUUUUUAAAAGAACUCAAUCAAGUGUUUUUGUCCGUGAAAGAUAUUCAGCUUCGGGACAAGCCAUUGAUAGGGAGUUCAAAAUUCUAAACAUGUUGGAAUUUACUAGCAAAAGAAAGCGGAUGACAGUAAUUGUAAGGGAUGAAGAUGGGCAGAUUCUUCUUUUUUGUAAAGGUGCUGACAGCAUUAUUUUUGACCGGUUAGCAAAGAAUGGAAGAAUCUACGAGGAAGAUACCAGUAAGCAUUUGAAUGAGUAUGGAGAAGCUGGAUUGCGUACCUUGGCACUUGCUUAUAGAAAGCUCGAUGAGUCUGAGUAUUCUGCUUGGAACAGUGAAUUUCAGAAAGCAAAAACUUCUAUUGGGACUGAUAGAGAGGUAAUGCUUGAAAAGGUUGCAGACAUGAUGGAGAGGGAUUUGAUUCUCAUUGGCGCUACUGCUGUGGAAGACAAAUUGCAGAAGGGGGUGCCCCAGUGUAUAGAUAAACUUGCACAAGCUGGUCUGAAGAUCUGGGUUUUGACGGGGGACAAGAUGGAAACUGCUAUAAAUAUAGGAUUUGCUUGCAGUCUGCUAAGACAAGGCAUGAAGCAGAUAUGCAUUACAACAAUUAGUUCAGAUACCAAAACUCUAAUCAAGGAAAACAUAUUGAUGCAAAUUACCAAUGCUUCACAAAUGAUCAAACUAGAAAAAGAUCCACAUGCUGCAUUUGCAUUGAUCAUUGAUGGAAAGACUCUUGCCUAUGCCUUGGAGGAUGAUAUGAAACAGCAAUUCUUAGGCUUAGCAGUUUUAUGUGCAUCUGUUAUUUGCUGUCGUGUAUCUCCCAAGCAGAAGGCGCUAGUGACAAGAUUAGUAAAAGAAGGGACCGGGAAAACCACCUUAGCAAUUGGUGAUGGUGCAAACGAUGUCGGAAUGAUUCAAGAAGCUGACAUUGGAGUUGGCAUCAGUGGUGUGGAAGGCAUGCAGGCUGUAAUGGCCAGUGACUUCUCUGUUGCCCAAUUUCGUUUCUUGGAAAGGCUUCUCGUUGUCCAUGGACACUGGUGUUAUAAGAGGAUUGCACAGAUGGUUUGCUAUUCCUUCUACAAGAACAUAGCAUUUGGUCUCACCCUCUUCUACUUUGAGGCAUUCACAGGCUUUUCUGGACAGUCAGUGUAUGAUGACUGGUAUAUGUUAUUGUUCAAUGUUGUUCUUACCUCAUUGCCUGUAAUCUCACUAGGAGUGUUUGAGCAAGAUGUUUCUUCUGAGGUCUGCUUACAGUUUCCUGCAUUAUAUCAGCAAGGACCUAGAAAUUUGUUCUUCGACUGGUAUAGGAUACUCGGGUGGAUGGGAAACGGCCUAUAUUCCUCCCUCAUCAUUUUCUUCCUCAAUAUUAUCAUCUUCUAUGACCAAGCUUUCUGUGCUGGUGGCCAGACAGCUGAUAUGGCUGCUUUGGGAACAACAAUGUUCACUUGCAUUAUUUGGGCUCUCAAUUGCCAGAUUGCACUUACGAUGAGCCACUUCACAUGGAUUCAGCACCUCCUAAUAUGGGGCAGCAUUUCGGCUUGGUACUUGUUCCUCCUUGUUUACGGCAUGAUAUCUCCCACAAUCUCCGGUAAUGCCUACCAAAUCCUUGUGGAAGCUCUUGCUCCGGCACCCAUCUAUUGGUCAGCCACCCUCUUAGUAACCGUUGCAUGCAAUCUCCCCUACAUGGCCCAUAUAUCUUUCCAACGAUGUUUCCACCCAUUGGACCAUCAUAUCAUCCAAGAGAUCAAGUUCUACAAGAAAGAUGUCGAGGACCAAGGCAUGUGGUCUCGGGAGCGAUCCAAGGCAAGACAAGAAACCAAGAUCGGCUUCACAGCACGUGUAGAUGCAAAGAUCAGGCAACUGAAAGGGAAGUUGCAAAGAAAGCAACCGUCUAUGGAAAUACAGAGUCCACAUCGUCAAUCAUAGCAUUGCUCAUGAAUUUAGUUUCUUUUGGAAGUUUUUUAGGGUCUUCUUUCUUGCCGUUUAUAGUUUUUUUUCUUAAUUAUUAUUCAUUUUCUGAUCUUUUUUAGGUCAUAUAAGUCCACAUUCAUUAUACAAAGGCCUUUAGUGCUAUUAUAUGUACAUUAAAAGAGUUUGUAGCUUGUGAAGAUAGUCGAUACCUUCCUCAUUGUUUUCCAUUGCUUUAUGUCAGCUUGUUUAGGGUUACUCUGUAUAAUGUACAAUGUUGAAACCGUUUAUGUAAAGAAAAAAAAAAACAGAGGGUUUUUGAACCAAA
Gossypium raimondii (Peruvian cotton) is the source of this 4343-nucleotide messenger RNA. Its product is annotated as probable phospholipid-transporting ATPase 4. Gene Ontology annotation, biological process: phospholipid translocation. The transcript has 11 exons. Gene Ontology annotation, molecular function: ATP hydrolysis activity; ATP binding; magnesium ion binding. NCBI's taxonomy places the organism in Eukaryota, Viridiplantae, Streptophyta, Magnoliopsida, Malvales, Malvaceae. The record is from RefSeq and is a predicted model, not a curated record. Gene Ontology annotation, cellular component: plasma membrane. The coding region runs from base 395 to 4033 and encodes 1212 amino acids.